Messenger RNA from Athalia rosae (coleseed sawfly), 10215 nucleotides. RefSeq names its product sestrin-1 (gene Sesn). Gene Ontology annotation, biological process: positive regulation of macroautophagy; negative regulation of TORC1 signaling; cellular response to leucine starvation. The record is from RefSeq and is a predicted model, not a curated record. Bases 2005 to 4866 code for a protein of 953 amino acids. Lineage: Eukaryota; Metazoa; Arthropoda; Insecta; Hymenoptera; Athaliidae. The transcript has 11 exons. Gene Ontology annotation, molecular function: L-leucine binding; oxidoreductase activity, acting on peroxide as acceptor. Gene Ontology annotation, cellular component: nucleus.
GAACUGUCAGUGAGUGUAGUUAUUCGGCGUUUUCGAUGCUAAUAAACCUCUGAGGCACCUGCGGUUCGGUCAUAAGUAAUUUAAGGGCCUUUGGGGGUUUCAUUAACGUGCUUUUUUAGACUGUGCUUUCAAUUCAACCACUUUAAUAACGUCCGUCGUCGCAACAACGGUGGGUGUGUACGCCGCAAGGAUCGGCUUGCCGGCUCGCUCAGUCUACUGGAAGAUUCCAUUGUGAGUGGAUUUGAAAAAUUCAGAUCCUACUAACUGUGGUUUUUGAGGCGCUUAUCCAGCGCCGAUUGAAGACAGUGGCACAUAUCAAGAAUUUAAACAAUUGUAUAAUCAGAACAAUAUUACAUGUAACGUAAAUGCCGAGUGCAGUGUAAAAUUGGUAUAACAGCGGAACAAGAUUAAAUGAAGCAAAAAAAUAAAAAAUUUAUAUAUAUACACACAUACAUAUAUAUACGUUGAAUAAAGCAAAUUAAUAAUCACGGUAUUAAAAAAAAAAAAAGAAGAGAGAGGAAAAACGAAUUAUAUAAAACUUGAAAAUAAUUGACGUAAUACAAUAUACACGAGAGAUAAAAUUAUAGAUGAAACUUUAUAGAUAUAUUAUAAAUAUUGUACAUAUACACGGAUAAAGCAAUUUUAUUUAAAUUAUAUCAUAUUAUUGAAAUUGUUGUGUUUGUGAAAAAAUAAUUAAAUUAAAAGAGAUAAAGAAAUAAAAUAGGAAAAUUAUUAAUUUUUCAAGGCUGAUCCGCUGGAGCUAGUCUGUUCGGUGGUAAAAAAAUGAAUGAAUAAUAAAACAAUAAAUAAAUAAAUGAAUAGGGUUGAAGAAGAAUAAAAAUAAGCGAGAGAGAUCAACGGUUAUUUAAUUGAUAUUUUAAAAUAUUUGUUGAAAUUUGUGGUUAUCAAGUUUAUUGAAUAAUAUUAUUACGGUCCUUUGAUCGAAGUUCGACUUCGUUGUUUUCUCAUUGUUUUCCGACGGUACGAAUCUGAUACAUGUGUGUCCAAGGGAUACGAGUAUGAUUAUCAAAUUUCUAUGAAAUUUUAAUAGUUUAAAAAAAAAGAAUAAAUUCCAUAUAUGUGUAUGUAAAGAUUUACAACCACACGCAUAAAUUAUAUAUAUAUGAUCCAUUGAGAAAGUUUUCAAAACCGCAACUAUAUUAAAGGAAAUAUCCGGAAUUCUAAAAAUAUAUCCAAACUCAAAUAAUUAUCAGAACGGACGAAUGAAAAAUUAAUUACGAAUGUGUAAAAUAAACCGAAGAAAUAAUUUCAUCAGAUUCGCAACAACCGAGACCAAUUCAAUUAAUAUAUGGAACCAAUAAAUUAAUAUUCGAAAUACAGAAGCGCGUAAAUUUUAAUCUAUAUCGUUAAAAGGGGUUGAGCCUUACAUCUUUUUUUUUUUUUCUUAAUACAUUGAAAAAAAAAAAGAAACAUUUUAAUCGAUACCUGCAUGUACUCCAAAAAUAAUCUAAUAUUUCGCGUGAAUAUAUCUAUUCGAAAAUUUUCAUUAAUAAGAAGAAUCUAUGUAUGUAUAUAUUUAUGUACAUAAACACAUACCUAUAGACCUAGAUAAAUGAAUAACAAAUUAAUCGAUUAAACGUCUGAAUAUAUAAAAUAAUCGUAUAUACAGUAUAUGCAUCGUUGCAAUUACCGAAUUGUUAAUCGAUCUCAGAAGCCUUCGUGAAAAUAAAAACGAUUCUUUAUUAUAUGUAAACCACCGUGUGAUAUAAUAUACGUAACAAAAAAUUAAAAAAUAAUAUAAAGCAAAAGAAGCAGAAAGAGAAUAAUUGAUUGAAUUAUACGUGUCAUCGAAUGAGUAUAAAAAUAAAUAUGAAAAUAUAUCGAUAAGUUAAUAAAAAAACAAAAAAAAAAAAAAUCAUAUCGUUCGAAACGCUUGAAACAUAAGCCCGGUGAGUCGAUAAAGGUACACAGGGAUAAAAUAAAAAAUAAAAACCGCAACGAAGAAGAGAAUUAAAACUAAAAUAAAUAGAAAAAUUAAAAAAAAUGUACAAGGACCGGAGCGGAACUUCGUCAGUCGGUGGAGCGGGGUCGAAAAAUGGCGAAGUCGAACUUGUAAGCAGAUUUUUGGCACCGCUUUGCGCCAGGGACGAAGCUGCCAGAAAUAUUGCACUCGCUGCCGCGAGAACAACCGUGGAAGGAUGGCUAGGUGGUGUUGGAAGUCCAGAUAUCAUCGAAGGGGAUUCCAGGAGCGCGAUGUUCCGAUGCGACGAUCAGACGUACGACCUGCAGGCGAACAGUACGGCGACGUUGAAGAAAAAUUCCAAGGGAUUACCAUUGUCCGAGUGUCUGACGCGCGGCGACGAUUUCAGAACGGAAGAAUUUUUUCCCCGCAGCGUAACGGACAACGGAAUAUUCUUGAAGGACAAUAAUUACGACCCCGGAGACGCCUAUCCCUCGGGGGACGGUAACUUUGAAUUUAAUUUCGUUACGCCAAACGAACGGGAGCGUAUAUUUCUCAACGAGGGUCUGGACCCGCUGGGGAACCCGACUUCGUUCCCCCCGGAGAUAAAGGAGUUCAAAGUCGAGGGCGGUCACAGGUUCAAGGACGCUACGGACUAUCAGCAGAGGUUCAACAGCGACGGAGAGAUGAAGUUUCUCGAACCGAAUUCGGCGAACCUCGACAGGGGGGGCGAUUCAAUGCGGGAGGAGAACACUCACGGCGUCAGGGAAGUGAAGAACAUCAAAAUCAAGGGCGCCAAACAGAAGGUCGAGCAGGCCGACGACCUCGACGGCGGCACCAAAGUCUACGGCAAAAGUCCCAGGUUCGAUAACGACAAUUUUUGCACCGAUGUAAAAAAGCCACCCUCCUAUCCGAGCGGCCACUUCGACGUAACCAGCGGCAACUUCGUCUCGAAGAACGAAAAUUUCGUUUCCAACAUCGACUUCGAAGGCUCGUCGCUCGACGGACGCAACGACAACGUUUUAAGGUCGUACAAGAAUGACCAAUUCUACGGUAGCACCGACGAGGUGUCGUUCGACGACGAUCUCAAACAGAACACCGAGUGCACCCCAGGCGUCGUGUUCAACACCCUCGACGGAUUCGAGAGCCUGGAAAGCAAAAAUCACCUCCAAGUAACGGGCGGCAACAAUUCAGCGUCCCCGAGCAGCGCCUGCAGUCUGAGAAAGACCGACGAGAGAAAAAUCAGCGCCGGUCAAAUAAAGAGACCGCUGUCGCAGGACGACGACGUUUCGUCAAAAAAUGGGCGCGGCUCGCUUCACGUAGAACUCGAAAGCCCGGAAGUCACGCCCGGAGAUGUCGGCAGGAUGUUGAAUCUUGGAAACGCUCUCGACGGACCGAAACAGGCGCAGCCCAACAAAUAUUUGAGCCUUGUCACGCUGCAUUUACCGGUGAUCUUGAGACUCAGCGUUAACUGUCCCUUUCAAAACGUGCGCAUCAAGUGCGCGGAGAUUCUGGAAAUGGUUAAGGAACGAGGACUUCCGGUUCCGGAGCCCGCUUUCGAUGGACCCUCGGCGUUCGUACCGAUGUCGGAGUUGCCGGAAGUGGGAAAUCACGAUGAAAGGGCUCACAUGCUGUUGAUGGACGCGUUCCUGCAGAACAACAGACUCGAUCAUGUCUCACGUGUGAUGGCUGGCCACCCCACGUAUUUGGAACAUUUUCUUCGUACGCAACACUUUAUUCUACGGGGUGACGGACCCUUGCCCUACGACUACAGACACCUCAUAGCCAUCAUGGCAGCUGGAAGGCAUCAGUGCAGCUAUUUAAUAAAUCUGCAAAAAGGUGAAUUCCUCCUACAAGGUGGAGCCUCCACGUGGCUUCAGGGCCUGAAAUCCAUACCGGGCAAGUUACAGGAUCUUUAUGAGAUCAACAAGAUCUUAGCCCACCGGCCUUGGCUACUCAAUAAAUCUCACAUAGAGAAACUAACCAAAGGUGCGGAUAAUUGGUCACUGGCAGAGGUUGUCCACGCUAUAGUUUUGUUAGCCCACUUUCACUCGUUAUCCUCGUUCGUAUUUUCUUGCGGUAUUAAUGAGGAACUCGACAGCAGUUCGGGUCAUCAUUACAAGGACAGUGUCAAGGAUAAUAAGAAAAACGUACAACCUUCCAAGGAUAAGCUGUCGAGCAGUAGUCCAACGAAAAUACCCGGAAGUGCCGAUAAGACUGAUACCAUCCCGUCACCUCCCUCGUCGCCUAGCAUACUUGGGGAACAGGAAGUUGGGGUCGAAACGCUGAUGGAACGGAUGAAAAGAUUGUCGGAAAAAUCAGAAUCUUAUCAAAUAACGCAAGAAGAAUUAUCGAAACGUUUUGAGACCGUUGAAUCACAAUCUGCGGAAUUGACUGCCGCACCGCAACGAAGCUCUGUACUAGAUUCUGAUAUUGGUCUUUUCAUAGAAGAUCCCACGUUCAUUUAUCAGGACUUUGCCAAGCGCGGUCAGCUUAACGAUAUACCCACCUUUCGAGUUCAGGAUUAUUCGUGGGAUGAUCACGGUUACUCUUUGGUCAAUCGUCUUUAUAACGACGUUGGAAAUCUUCUGGAUGACAAAUUCAAGACGGCCUACAAUUUAACGUAUUAUACAAUGGGUACCCAUAAUAAGGUUGACACGUCGCGAUUCAGGCGUGCAAUAUGGAACUAUAUACAGUGCAUGUUCGGCAUCAGGCAUGACGAUUAUGAUUACAACGAGGUCAAUCAACUACUUGAACGAAGUCUUAAAACAUUCAUAAAAAGCGCCGUCUGCUACCCCGAAAGAGUAACGAAAAGAGAUUACGACCGCGUUAUGAGGGAAUUCAAACACAGUGAAAAGAUUCACGUUAAUCUUAUGAUCCUGGAAGCCCGUAUGCAAGCGGAAUUGUUGUACGCCCUGAGAGCCGUGAUGCGUUACAUGACCUAAUCUUUAGAAAAAACAUGAUCCGACUCUGUCUAUUCUAUACAUGAUAUAAAGUUUGAAGAAUCUUGACGAUUCGUCGAGGACUGCAGGAUGUCACGGUGGAAAACCACCCCUACUACUCUACUUUACAUCUCGACAUACGGGAAUGGAUACAGGAAGACGGUGAAUAUUAUGUAAUCCUAAAUGUUGAAAAGAUAACUACGUCACCAGAUGUGUAACUGAGCAAGUCAAAAUAAGAUUAUUAUUAUUAUUACUAUUAUUAUUGAAGAAAGAAACAUUUUAAAAAAAAUAAAGAACUGAAUAAACGAAAUGAAGAAAGAAAAUAGAAACAAAGCAAACAAGUGAGGAAUCUGCACAAUAUCGUCCCAUAAUCGGCUUUGCUUGACUUGACUUACGGAAGGAUCGAGAAAAAGCUUCCCCAAAUUUCAAGAGAAGAAAUAAUAAAAAAAAAAAAGAAUCAUCAGAAUAUUUUAAAAGAUGUGUUUUAUGUGUAGCGAAGAUAUAUUAUUAUUUAUUUAUUUUUAUUUUUUGUUUCUUCGUCGAUGACACUUUUACGCUGCUAUAUUACAUCGCUUUGAAAUUUUUAUCCUAUUUAACGAUAACUGAGAAACAAUGAGAAUCAUCCUAGUAUCGAGUUAUUAACUUUUAAUUAUAUGUGGUGUGAUUAUGAAAUGUUCAUGAAUUUUAUUGAUCGCAAAAAAAUAUUAAUGACGAUGAAGAAGAAAAAGAAGAACAACAAGAGAGAAAAUGUCAGCAAAAAGAAUGAAUAAAAUUGUUUUGCAUCUUUUAUUUUCUUUUUUUUUUUUUUUUUAAUUAGAGCUACGUGUUACGGUUGAAAUUUAAGACAUACAUAUUGUACGAUAUAAUUUUUGAACGAACUUGGCGCUGAUCUCGCGAUCAAGUAUAAAGUUGGUUUUUUUUUUUUUUUAUUUUUUUUAUUUUCUACUAUUAUUAACAGUCUUUGGACUCCGAUGUCAGAAGAGGAAAUAUGAGAGGAGAGAAAACGAAUUGAAAUGUAACAGAACUGAAGAAAAUUAAUACAAAAGAAAUAUAACUACACCUCGGAUUAAAGAUAAUCGGCAAAAAUCGGCCAAAGAUCUAUUCUGACUGAUCGUGCAAAUCCGCUUGGACGAUAAGAGUAAAAAAAAAAAACAAUCUCGAAAUAUUUGAAACUUUAUCUUUAUCUCAUACCAUAUUUUAUCCCCAAUCCCACCUACCGAUAUUUUUCUCCUAUUUUAUACACAUUUCUCAUCUCAUAUUCUCUUUCUCAGCUUUUCUACCCAUUCCUCUAUCCUCCACGUCCCCUCCUUAUCUACACCGUGGUUACCUAUGCAAGUAAAAAUUCAUGAAUAAAAUGACGAAGAUGAAAUCGGAACUAUUUUAUUAUAAAUCUUGACAAAGUAACAACGUUUUCGAAUCAACAAAUAUCAUUCAAAAAUAAGUCGAGAAAUACAAAGAAAUUCAUUAACAACUAAAUUCCAAACAAAAUUAUCGAGCCAUCGCGAAUAUCAGUAUGUAUAAAAUGUAUAUAUACAUUUAUAUGUAUACAGAAAUAAUCGGUUUUUAUCAUCGCUAUCGUCGUCUAGGUUGGGAUUGCACUGUACAUAAAUCAACUCAUUUCUUACAAAUAUUAUGUAAUGAUAUAACGUUAAUAUAAUGUUUAAUGAUAAUAAUAAUAACAACAAUAAUAAUACAAGUAGAAUUAAAAAUAAGAAAUAAAACAACUAAUAUGAUAUGCGUCUAGAUAUAUAUAUAUUGUAAAACAUUUUAGUUUGUGUAUUUACAUUAUUAUACAGUUUACGUACUCUCAAUUGAAGUUUGAGGUGACGAGGGUCCUCGGAGUUUCGGAGCUUUGUCUCUCUCGAUUCACCUCUAUCACGAAACAUUCAUCGCAUAUUAAAUGACAAAUUUAGAUGGACGAAAAGAAAGCUUCCUUUUUCACUCGUACUUCAAUUGCGGUUAAUACAUUUGCGUGUAUAAUAAUUGUUGACUGCGCACGUGUGUUUGUAUCUAUGUAUGGAUGUAAAAGAUAGAAAAGAAAAAAAAAUAAUAAUUGUCCAGUGGCUAUGUUUGGGAGAAAAGCGCUGACCGUCGUCAACCGCAAAUCCUUCGGGGAAAAGUGAACGAAAGAAAAAUGAUAAAUCUAGGUCAUUAAACUCUUGUACAAGAUCUCUCGUGAAUGAGAUUACGGACGAAUCAACGAAUUUUUAUGCCUUUCAAUACGGUCCUUGGCAAAUUAGAUGAUAUAAUAAUUAUACGAAUAAUCUUUGUGACGACAUAAGGAAUCUAAUAUCGAUCGGAUAUAUUUUCGUUUAUCGCGUCGUUAUUAUUUCAAUCUUCGUGAUCGUCGACUAACAAUGUGAUUUUAAUAACGUGAAAUUAUCAAAGAUUGUACGUACCUAGGAAAGGAAUUUUAUACCCUGUUCAGCGAGAGGAGGACACAGUAUCGCAGCUAUAAAAACCCUGGCCCAUAAUCUGGGCGAAGUCUAGUCUGCUGCGUCGCUCUCUCGUCGAACAGGGUACAGCAGAUACACCUAUGAUGAAAGUGGUUGAAGACAGUCGGUUGCUAGUCUAACUAAAAGAGGCUGUUCGAAAGAAAUCAAAUUUGUAAAUUAUAAGAGAAAAGACGAUUAGUGGCGAAAAGCAUGCGAAUUACAUAGGUAAAUAUAUUCUGCAAUUGGGGACACCCGCUGUUACAUGGACACGUAUGUUCACACGAAGGUCACGUCUGGCGGUUCAAAAUAUAAGACAGUUUUAAAUGAUUAGAUGAAACUAUGAAAUAUUGAUUAAUGCUAUAGCAUGUAUGCGUAAUUUUGGAAAUCAAAAAGUACAGUAAUGAUUUCAGUCUCGGUCGUACACGAAAAAUUAUUACAUUGAUAAGAAGAUACUUUGAGAAUUGUACGCAUAUGUUGUAGAUAUGGGUAACGCCGAACAAGGUGUAUCUACUUUCUAAACACUAAGUUGGAUAACACGCAAUUUAUUCAGUCAUGUGCAUCCGGAAUGCUUCAUUGACAAUAAUUAACUGUAUGAUAAGAAUAACAAGGAAUGCAAAAUUUUGACCAACAUUGGACCAAGACCAAUUUAAAACCAUACUCAGUCGCUAUAAUCACUACAUGAUGACUUUAUCAAUUACACGAAAAAUAUAAAAAUGAAGAACUGAUUUUUUGAAAUUCAAAGAUUCAGAAACUGACAUAUCAACAUUCAGCGACGUAUGAAUAGGCUAAAGAAUCAACGGAAUCAUUUCAGUAAUCAUAGAUAUUCAUCUGGAACAAUUUCAUCCGCUGAGAACAGUUGGCCAUUUUUUUUUUUUAAUUGUACAAUUAUUUCCGUCGAUUCGAUAUGGACUCGUUAUUGAAAGUUAUUCAAUUUAUCCAGCCCUGAGUAACACGGUAAAAGCUUCUUAUCAGAUUUUCGAAACACAUGCGCAACUAUUUUUCGAAAAAGUCAUAAAUUUUAAAAGGCUGAGGAGGAGACUGAAGAACUUGAAAAUUCAUACAUAUUUAGAGGGGUAAUGUUUUGCAUGACUGUCUAUAUUAUAAAUACUAAGAUGAAAAUUAACGACACGUAUCUACACCGUACCUGUCGCGGGAUAAAUAUGACAAGAAAAUAAGAUAAAAAAAAUAUAUGAAGAAUUUUUGAAUGCGCAAUUUAUAGAUACUUAUAUGUAUAUCGAUUUGGGAUAUUCAAAAGUUAAAUGAUAAAAAGAUAUUAAAUGUUUCAGCCAAGACGGAUGUGUCAAAAUUUUGUACGUCUUCUUAUAAUAUUAUACGUACGUACGCAUGUGUGAGAAUUUGGUUCUUGCUUUUAUAUUUGUUUAAUUUGUCAUUUUAUCAAUUUUUCAAUUUUUUUUCUCAUCUUGAAGAUAACAAAUUUUAUCAAAAGACUAGAUCCACGAAAAUAAACGAACUAAUAAACAUAACCAGAGAUUUGCAAAGACAGAACGAGUGAAACUAAUGAAAAUGUUGAAUAAAUUUGAAAAGAAGAACGGAAUUGAAGAAACGAAAUUUAAAUGAAAAAACAAUCUGAUAACUCGAUUGUAGAAUAUAUUAUAUUAUUACUUAUACAUAUAUAUAUACUUAUAUACAUAUAAUUAAGCUUGGUAUUUAUAUAUAUGUAUAAUUAUAAAUUAAUUUUUAAUUCCUUGUAAUUUAUUGUAGGACGAGUAUCAAUUUGUAAUUUGUAAUUAUUAAUAACUGACUCGCGCCGUAGUCAGCACGUUUAGCCUUCUAUAUAUUUUUUUAUAACAAAGCAAGAGAAAAAAACUUUAAAAAAAGUCAAAAAAUUAUAACGACGAUAUAAUAAAAUUCAUUUGCGUGUAUAUCGGACUCGUAAGUCGGAAAAAAAGAAAUGACUCUUUAAAACUAUAUUAUUAUAUUAUAAAAACAUACAUACAUAGGUAUAUAAAAACACAUAUGUAUAAUAUAUGUUUCGUCAACUACCGAGGUGCGGUGGUACAUGUAUACAUAGAUAAUGAGAGAAUUAUUCGAUGCUUCUGCCUCUUUGUCAUCAUUUAUGAAAUAGUACAUCUUUUCAAGAAAUGAAUUUCACGAAGAAACAAAAAGAAAAAAAAAAAAACGAAAGGAAAGGAAAAAAAAUUUUGAAUAAUUAUCUGCAAAGGCAAAUGUAUUAAUUGACAAGAAUUUUAACGAAGACAGAAUCUAAUGAAAAUCGUAGGUGCGAUAUUACAUAAUAUGAUGAUAUUUGCCGAGUCCCGAAUGUUUGCGGGAGAUAUGCGAAUUCUGUUCCGCAGGGGUGAUAAUUCCCAUCUUUGAAAGUCACCAAAUAACAUGUUAUUUUGUACGUGUGUCACCGCAUUGGAGUGAUUGUGUGAUAACUGAAAAGUAAUUUGAUAUGAUCUGGCCCUUCCGAUUAGAGAAUCGAUUGCUUUUAAUAUCUAAUUAAUUUCCAUUCGAUUAAAUUCAAAUGCAUGGUAUUGUUGACCAUUUACAAACAGCAAAAAAGCGAAGAACUUUUUCGAUGUAAUCAGAACUUCACGUGUUAUAUGGCUUGGUUAAACUUGGCGGUUAAAGUCUAACCUUGCCUGAAAUUCGUUGGAGUUAUAAUCAAAAUAUAAUUGAUAAAUAAAUGAAUAAAAAAUCAGGCAACGCCUUAAUGUAAUACGUGCGAUUAUUCUUGUAUAUAAUCGUCUAUGGCUGUGUAGAUUCACGUUGGGCUCUUUAUUUAUAACAUUAAACUGGAAGAAAAUAUUAUUUAAUAUCUGCUACUUUCGAGCUUAACAAUAAGUGAAAAUAAAAAGCAAUCGGAUCGUGUAAGGGUCGUUAUGUGAUGUGAUUUCUUUUGUAUCAUAAUAAAUAAUGAACUCUAAGAAAUGUUAUAGUUUCGUAUAAGUCA